UGAGUGUGGAGUAAGAGUUCAAGGAGAAGUGGGCUGAGUCAGAGGCAGGGGCACAUAAAGCUCCAUCCAUUCCUGCCCUUGGGCCAUCAGGAGACCAGAACCCAGGCUCUCUCUUCUGACUUGCAACAAUCUUACAGGGCCACCCUCUCCAGGUUCGCCGGCUCAUCCAGUCUGCUCCCCGGUGUUUUCUGGUUCCUGGCAAGUAUUUCUCAGUGCCCAGGUUUAGCAAUGGCUGGAUGGAGCUGCCUUGUGACAGGAGGAGGAGGGUUUCUGGGUCAGAGGAUCGUCCACUUGUUGGUGGAGGAGAAGGAUCUGCAGGAGAUCCGGGUACUAGACAAAGUCUUCAAACCAGAAGUUCGGGAGGAAUUUUCUAACCUGGGUCAAAGGCCACCUUUAUCAGGAAACGUCAAGACCCAGAAGCCUUGCAGUGACCUGAGUCCUGUUCACGCAGAGCUCCAGAGCAAGAUCAAGCUGACCAUGCUGGAGGGGGACAUCCUGGAUGAGCAGUGCCUGAAGGGAGCCUGCCAGGGGACCUCCGUGGUCAUCCACACCGCCUCUAUCAUCGACGUGGUCAACGCCGUUGGGCGAGAGACCAUCAUGAAGGUCAAUGUGAAAGGUACCCAGCUCCUUCUGGAGGCCUGUGUCCAGGCCAGCGUGCCGGUCUUCAUCUACACCAGCAGCAUAGAGGUGGCUGGACCCAACUCCUACAGGGAGGUCAUCCAGAACGCCUGCGAAGAAGACCGUCUCGAGACGGCCUGGUCCGCGCCGUACCCCUUCAGCAAAAAGCUGGCUGAGAAGGCUGUGCUGGAGGCUGACGGCUGGGCUCUUCAGAACGGUGGUACCCUGCACACGUGUGCCCUGAGGCCCAUGUAUAUCUACGGGGAGGGGAGCCCAUUCACCUUUGCCCACAUGAACAAGGCCCUGGAGAACAAUGGCGUCCUGACACACAACUCCAGGUUCUCCAGAGUCAACCCCGUCUACGUCGGCAACGUGGCCUGGGCCCACAUUCUGGCCUUGAGGGCCCUUCGGGACCCCAGAAAGGCCCCCAGCGUCCAGGGACAGUUCUACUACAUCGCAGACGACACACCUCCCCAGAGCUACGACGACCUCAAUUACAUGUUGGGCAAGGAAUGGGGCUUCUGCCUUGAUUCCAGAAGGAGCCUUCCGCCCUCUCUGAGGUACUGGCUGGCCUUCCUACUGGAAAUAGUGAGCUUCCUGCUGAGUCCAAUUUACAAGUAUCAGCCCCCCUUCAAUCGCCACCUCGUGACCCUGUGCAACAGCGUGUUCACCGUCUCCUACAAGAAGGCGCAGCGAGAUCUGGGCUACGAGCCGCUCUUCACCUGGGAGGAAGCCAAGCAGAAAACCAAGGCAUGGGUUGGCUCCCUGGUGAAGCAGCACAAGGAGGCGCUGAAAACCAAGACUCACUGACCUGGGCUGACGACCACGUGGAUGUGGGUGUGAGGGGAGCUCUGUCGAGCUGUUCCCCCCCACCCCCCCCCCCACCGCCACUGGCUUCAUACAGAAAGUAGCACAGGCACGAAGCCAAGUCCUCCAGCCUCGCUUUCCGAGGUGGUCACCUUCUUGUCUGCUUCUCACCACCGGAACCCUCCCCUGUCACUGGCCCAGAAGAUGCUGUCUGCCCUCCCUGCCCUUCUGGGGAAGGACAAGGGGACUGGGCACGACCGCUGGCACCCAAGUCUCAGUUGCUGAUUCUGAGCCUUUGGGGGCUUCUUUGAACUUUGAGUUUUGCCUCUUCAUUCCCUUUCCUUUGUUAAAUGCAAAAGCCUUUCUUUUAAAAGUAUGUAUCCCUUCACGCAGCUCCAUGAAAAUAAUAAACGUUUUAAUGACUCA
Molecule: messenger RNA, 1851 nt
Organism: Phacochoerus africanus (Common warthog)
Lineage: Eukaryota; Metazoa; Chordata; Mammalia; Artiodactyla; Suidae
Gene: HSD3B2
Product: hydroxy-delta-5-steroid dehydrogenase, 3 beta- and steroid delta-isomerase 2
Exons: 4
Coding region: 229-1428 (399 amino acids)
Biological process (GO): steroid biosynthetic process
Molecular function (GO): 3-beta-hydroxy-Delta5-steroid dehydrogenase (NAD+) activity
Source: RefSeq, a predicted model, not a curated record